Messenger RNA from Gossypium arboreum, 612 nucleotides. RefSeq lists its product as uncharacterized. The record is from RefSeq and is a predicted model, not a curated record. The coding region runs from base 1 to 612 and encodes 203 amino acids. Lineage: Eukaryota; Viridiplantae; Streptophyta; Magnoliopsida; Malvales; Malvaceae. The transcript has a single exon.
AUGGAGGAACAAUUACAAGUUGCCCCGUCAGAGUUGGAAAUUAUAAAGCAAGACUUCGAGAAGAAGAGUUCUGAGCUUGGGAAAAGGAUCGAGCAGUUGGAAGAAGAAAAAAUGCGUCUGAGAUUAGAUGUAGAUGUUCAGAGGUCAGAAGCUGAGAAUUUGAAGACUGAUUAUAAGAAAUUAUGCCUGUCUAUAAAGACUGCUGGGUUAGGUAAAACUUCAAAACAAUGGCGCCAGAAAAUUCGAGAGGAAAAGACCAAAGCUGACCGAUGGGAAAGGAAAUUUCGAGAGGCUCAGGCACGAAAUGAGGAUUUAGAAAAGAGUCUGUCAGAAAGCAGAAAUGAACGAGGUGAAUUAAGGGCUAGAGUGGCAGAACUCGAGAAGUCUUUUCUUCUGUACCGAAGCCAUAAUACCACAAUGGAGUUGAGAGCAAACUUGAGUAAGGUAGAAGAAAUGAAAGGAAAAGUAGAAGAAUUAGAAGCAUCAUUACAAAGCUGUGAGAAGCGGAUUAAGUUUUUUGAAGCAAGUGAUGAGCGUUGUAAGGAACAACUUCACCAUGCACAAGACCAAGUCAGAAACAGGGAUUACAUUAUGGGAGAAGCCGUAACCUAG